AUGUGAAUUUCAUUACCCUUUAUUUUUAAUAAAAUAUUAAAAACUUUGGACGGGCGGUGGGUUUCCAGAUGUAGUGGUCCUUUCCCGUAGUGGUCCUUUCCCUUUAGGAAAGAGUAGGCGUCUCUCGCCAAUACCACUACCAAGAGACUAAUAUCCCCUAAUCCUCUUCAUUAAUUUAAAAAACAAAUUCAGCCAGGCAACCUCUACUUCAAAGCUUCAACGUCUAAAAAAACCAAAAAAGAAAGCUUCAACGUCUAUUGCGAUCUGUGUCAAGUCGGAAUCUGUAGUGGUGUUUGUAAGGGAGAAACUACUUGAUGCUGUUGCUUUCAAUACUACUCUACUCGGUCAAAGCUUCCCAACCGCAAUGAAAUCAUCAUACGGCACUAAUGGGUAUGUUGUCGGACUUGACCUCAGCAGCGAGUUUGUUUCAUGCAGAAUUGACAAUUCCAGCAGUCUCUUCCAACUUCAACAUCUUGAGAGCCUCAAUUUGGCCAAUAACGUCUUCAAUGGCUCUCAAAUUCCAUCUGCAAUCGGAGAGCUUACAAAUCUGAGGUAUCUAAAUUUAGCCCAUGGUUUCUAUUCCGGGCAAAUUCCCAUUGAGAUUUCACGCUUGGCAAGGUUGGUAAGUCUUGAUCUCUCUAGAAAUAGCUAUGAUGGGGUUUCGUUAAAACUUGAAAACCCAAAUUUAAGCAUGCUAAUUCAGAACCUCACAGAGCUUACAGAGUUAUAUCUUGAUUCAGUAGAGAUAUCAGGACAGGGGAGUGACUGGUGCGAAGCCAUAUCAUCUUCACUGCCAAAUCUGAGGGUGUUGAGCUUGUCUUUUUGUGGUCUUUCAGGCCCUAUAUGUGACUCCCUUGCAAAGCUCCAAUCUCUGUAUGAGAUUGACUUGGGAAAUAACUCGUUCUAUGCUCCGGUUCCAAGAUCCUUUGCCAAUUUUUCAAACUUGACUUCGUUGAGUCUCUUUGGUUGUAACUUGCUGGGAAUAUUUCCCAAAGAGGUCUUUCUUAUUCCUUCCCUACAAACCAUUGAUAUUUCUAGUAAUCCGGAACUUGGUGGUUCCUUUCCAGAGUUUCCAAAGAAUAGGACAAAACUUUCAACCAUAUCUCUUUCACAUUGCAAUUUCACUGGAUCCCUCCCCAUGUCAAUUGAGAACCUUACCCAAUUGGUUGACCUGGAUGUGUCAUGGAACAGGUUCAAUAGUCCUAUCAGUCCUGUUCACUGGGAAGCCCUUGUUAAUCUGAGAAGCCUUGACUUCAGCAACAAUCUACUCCAUGGGAGUAUUCCAUCAUCUAUUGUUUCUCCUCCCUUGCUGGUUGCAUUAGCACUUUCUAAUAAUCAUUUCUCUGGUCAAGUCCCUGAAUUUUUCAAUACAUCUUCACAGUUACUUCGGAACCUUCUUUUGGGAAACAACAAUUUGGAAGGAGAAAUACCAACAUCUAUUUUUAAUCUUAAAGGGCUUAUGUAUCUUGAUCUUGCUUCAAACAACUUCAGUGGCUUCCCUUUCAGUGGCCCUCAGCAGCCUAGAACUCUUUCAUUUCUUGAUCUUUCCCACAAUAGCUUGUUGUUUGAUUAUAAUGGUACCAGUUCCCCCUUCCUUCAGAUUGAGAACUUGCUAUUGGCUUCUAACAAGUUGGUAGGACUCCCAGAUUUCUUAAAAAAUCAAUCCACACUUUCGAAAUUAGACCUUUCGGGAAACCAGAUUCAAGGCCAGAUACCUAAUUGGAUUUGGGGGCUCAAUUCUCUUGGACUCCUAAAUCUCUCUUAUAAUUCCAUUGUAAAUCUAGAACCUCUUCUUCCUAAUUCUACUUUUACUUUGUUUUCUCUUGACCUUAAUUUCAACAAGAUUCAGGGUAUCCACUCCUCAUAUGCCUUCCUUCAGAUUGGCCGCUUGGGUUUAGCUUCUAACAAGUUGAGAACAUUCCCAGACUUCUUGAGAAAUCAGUCCACAUUAAAUUACUUGGACCUUUCAAAUAACCAAAUUCAAGGCCAGAUACCCAAUUGGAUUUGGAGGCUCAAUUCUCUUCAAGAACUGAAUCUUUCUUGUAACUCCUUGGAAACUCUUGAAGCUCCAUUACCUAAGGCUAAUUCUUCUACUGUUGUGACGUCACUUGAUCUUCAUUCAAACCAGCUUCAGGGACAAAUCCCAUUGUUCCUACCAUUUGCCCAUUUUCUGGAUUACUCAAGAAAUAAUUUUAGCUCUAGUCUACCAGCUGACAUUGGCAGUUUUAUCUCUCAAACUAAUUUCCUCUCUCUGUCAAGAAAUAACUUGCAUGGAACCAUUCCAAGAUCAAUUUGCAAUACAACUGGUAUGGUUCUAGAUCUGUCCUAUAAUUCUUUGAGUGGUAUAAUUCCGCAAUGCUUGACUCAACUUCCGCUUUCAGUCCUUGAUUUAAGGACAAACAACCUCACUGGCUCUAUUCCUGAUAAUUUUCUUGAGCAUUGUAAGCUACAAACUCUUGAUCUCAGCAGAAAUAAUAUACAAGGCCAGUUUCCGAAAUCUCUUGUCAACUGCUCAAGUUUAGGGGUUUUAAAUCUCAGAAACAAUCAGAUAACAGAUACUUUUCCGUGCCUGUUGAUGACCAUAUCCACCUUGCGUGUCCUUGUUUUAAGAUCCAACAAUCUUUAUGGUAGCCUAGGAUGUCCCAAGACCAACAGCACGUGGCCUGUGCUGCAAAUCAUAGAUUUAGCACACAACCAUUUGAAUGGUGAAAUACCGGCAACGUCUUUCGCAACAUGGCGGAAAAUGAAGGCUAAUGAAGAUGAUGGUAAUCUGGUAUUUUCGUACACUCCCCUGUACACAACAGAGACUAUUGGGAUGGAUGUUUAUUACAGAGAUACAAUAACAACCAUCAUCAAAGGUUUGCAGUUGGAUCUGAUAAAGAUUCUAACUAUCUUCACCUUGAUUGAUUUCUCUUCCAACAAUUUUAGCGGUUCAAUACCCAAGGAAAUUGGAGAGCUGAAAGCACUGUAUGCUCUCAACUUAUCUGGUAAUGCUUUCACAGGCGAAAUCCCAUCAUCCUUUGGUAACAUGAGUAGCAUAGAGUCCUUAGACCUCUCACAGAACCACCUGAGCGGCCAAAUUCCACCGCAGCUUUCAACUCUCACUUUCCUUUCGCACUUGAAUGUCUCAUAUAAUCAACUGACGGGAAGGAUCCCAACCAGUACUCAGUUUUCAACAUUUCCAAAUACCUCCUUCGAGGGUAACAAAGGAUUAUGGGGGCCUCCUCUGACAUGGGACACAACAAUCGUAUUGCCACCUCCAACGUUUAAUGGAAGCUCAAGUAAUCCAAAUUCUGGAGAUGAGAUUGAUUGGGAUAUCAUCAGUGUUGAAAUUGGAUUUACAUGUGGAUUUGGGAUUGCCAUCGGAUCGCUUUUGUUUUGCAAGAGAUGGAGGAAUUGGUAUUACAGAGCUAUGUUUAACAUCCUGUUCAAGACAUUCCCUCAGCUGGAACACAGAUUUGGUAAUCACAGAAGGCAUGCUUACAUAAAUCAAAGGUAUUGGAGACGUUGAAAUGGGUAGGAAGACCAAGCAUGCAGCUCAACUCCAUUUUGCCAGAGACUCCCCUGGCGUUUUUUCUCUGUAUUUUCAUCACAUGAUUACAAUGUAAUUGUUGUUGAAGGAAAAUCAAGUUUAGUGUGCCUUAUCAAACUAGGAAUAGGAAUAGGAGAGAAGGUUCUAGAUUUCCCAAUCCUACACGGAUUGGUAUUCCUUGUAACAUUAGAUUAUGCACUUUGUAAUCCCUAUAUAUAGGGCUCCUAUUCUCUAUAAUGAAAUACACUUCUCUCAUCAAUCUCUCUCAAUACCAAUAUACUUAAACACGUUAUCAGCACGAGCCCUAAACCACAAUAGCCAAAAAGCCAAAAACCCGAAAAGAAUUUCAUAUCGCCAAAACUGCCGCAGCCCCUAGCCCGUGCUAGCAUCGCUGCAGCCUGCCCCGCGUGCGCCCCUGCGCAUACUGCUGCCACCGAAGCAUCCUUGCACCUAGCCCCUUGCUAGCCCGCUGCUCCUGCAGCCCUUUCGGCCUGCAUACCUGCCAGCGCGCCCCCGCGCUCAAUUCGCUGCCUUGCAGCCCCGCGCCCGUGCGUCCACCCUACGCUGCCCCUGCAGCGUCCCUGCUUCCCCGCGCACACCUGCGCACGCUGCUGCCCCGCCUACGCACCCGUGCACCUGCAGCCCUACACCACUACUGCUGCCCCUGCAGUUUGCCUCCGCUACUCCUGCACCACUACUACCACCGCAGCCCCUGCUGCCCCGCAUUCGCUGCACGCUUCUACUCGGAUUGCUUCGCUCCAUCACGCCUGCAUCGACACGCGCGUGAUCCAAAACCAAAAAGAUGUCGAAACUUGACUUUCCUGCACUUACCUCAACUGGCUCGGAAUAUCAUAGUUGGG
Rosa chinensis is the source of this 4392-nucleotide messenger RNA. RefSeq names its product receptor-like protein 6. Lineage: Eukaryota; Viridiplantae; Streptophyta; Magnoliopsida; Rosales; Rosaceae. Bases 365 to 3511 code for a protein of 1048 amino acids. Gene Ontology annotation, molecular function: protein binding. The transcript has 3 exons. The record is from RefSeq and is a predicted model, not a curated record.